AUGGACCGCCUUCUGGGCGAGAUCGCGAGCGCACUGGCAGUACGUCAGCGGAACGCCGCGGCCUUGGAGCGCCUGGACGAGAAGUUGAGAAAACAAGUUAAUGAGACCGUCGAGAACAUUCGCGAGGGUCUAGACUUCAUCAGCCCUGCAGUGUUUGUGCAGGUCAUGGACUCGCUGCCUGCGCGUUGCGGCGGCGCGCCAGGGAGUGCCGCCUAUAGGAGUGCCAGCACACUGGAGGCGUCCGUCAUUGACUAUCUGCUGAUCCCCUCCUCAUCAGCCCACGGCAGCCGCGGGUACCACGCCCUCCGCACGCCGGCCUGCGCCGCCGCCGCCGCCGCCGCGGCGGCGCGCGCGGACGCGGCCGCGCGUGCUGUGAGCGCGUACGCCGCCGAUGGAGGCGGCCCCCCUGGGUUGAUAGGGCGGACGCGCGUGCUGCUGCUCAACCAGGUUGUUUGGGAGACCUUUAACGUCGACGCCCACGCCGCGCUGCCCGCCGCCGCCGCCGUGCUCCAGACGCACGGCGCCCCCGAGGCGCUGCUGCGCGCCGGGCUGCUGCCGCGCGAGCUGGUGGAGCUCCAGGCGCCACCCUUGCAUGAGAGGGACCCUCUGUCGCCGUUCCUGAGCCUGGCAAACGUCUUCAUCGACGCCGCAGAUGAUGUUGAUGUGGGCCUCCUGCAGCCCGACGCCCACACCCUCAUCGCGAUCGCCGCGUGGACGGUGUCGCAGCCGCGCUUCGCGCAGCUGUUCGCCGACGUCGUCCGGACGCGCCUCGCGGAGGGCGGGGUGCGCGCGGAACCUGCGGUGCAGCUGGCCGCGCUGCUGCUGGGCUUCGGCGACGCGCCGGACUUGGACGCGCCGCUCGUCGCCGAGUUGCUGGCGUGCGGUGCUCGCGCAGAGGGGGUGGCAGCGCGUGCGGCGCUGGUUGAGAAGGAGGCGCGAGACGCGCUGGCGCACCUGCAUUCUAGGCGUCAGAUGCUGAGCCUGACGGUUGAGGAGGCGAGGCUGGCGCAGCAGCAGCAGGAAAAGCAGCAGCAGCAGCAACCGCCGCCGCAGCAGCAGCAGCAGCAGCAGCAGCAGCAGCAGCAACAGCAGCAACAGCAGCAGCAGCUACCAGUGCAGGAGCAAUCUGAGCAGGCGCAGCAGCAGCAGCAGCAGCAGCAGCAGCAGCAGCAGCAGCAGCAGCAGCAGCAGCAGCAGCGGCGGCGGCAGCAGCAGCAGCAGGUGGUCGAUCAACGCCAGCGGGGAGUUUCAGGACCUCCCACAGCAAUAGCAGCAGUGCAGCCAAGCCAGCUGCACGGCGGCAGCGUCGCGGGCGGCCGGCAGUACGCUGUGUGUGCAGCGUGCAGCACGGCGGAGGGCGCCGCGGGGGCGCGGCUGCACCUGUGCCGCGGCUGCCGUCUGGCGUGGUUCUGCUCUGACGCGUGCUACAAGGGCCACUGGCCGGCGCACAAAGCCGCUUGCCGUGAGGAGCAGGCGCGGCGUGCGGGGCAGGCGGCUGCAAAGGUGGAGCGUGAUUAG
Molecule: messenger RNA, 1518 nt
Organism: Monoraphidium neglectum
Lineage: Eukaryota; Viridiplantae; Chlorophyta; Chlorophyceae; Sphaeropleales; Selenastraceae
Exons: 3
Coding region: 1-1518 (505 amino acids)
Biological process (GO): regulation of transcription by RNA polymerase II
Cellular component (GO): nucleus
Molecular function (GO): transcription cis-regulatory region binding
Source: RefSeq, a predicted model, not a curated record